This is a messenger RNA of Hemibagrus wyckioides, 2329 nucleotides long. RefSeq names its product tumor necrosis factor, alpha-induced protein 1 (endothelial) (gene tnfaip1). The record is from RefSeq and is a predicted model, not a curated record. Bases 314 to 1276 code for a protein of 320 amino acids. Gene Ontology annotation, biological process: negative regulation of Rho protein signal transduction; protein homooligomerization; proteasome-mediated ubiquitin-dependent protein catabolic process. The transcript is spliced from 7 exons. Gene Ontology annotation, molecular function: protein binding; ubiquitin-protein transferase activity. Gene Ontology annotation, cellular component: Cul3-RING ubiquitin ligase complex. NCBI's taxonomy places the organism in Eukaryota, Metazoa, Chordata, Actinopteri, Siluriformes, Bagridae.
UCGUGUAAACAUUACAUAGAAGAAGAGAAAAAGACGGAGAAGGCGUUUCGGUUACAGGCUACAACGUCGUUGUAAAAAAAUAAACCCUUUUUGUAUGUGGCUGAAUUAAGUCAUUAUAUUUGUUAAAUUGAAUGUAUUUAGCUGUCGGUCUUCUCUACUGGAAAUAUGAGCAGAAAAGAGAGACUCGCUGAUCAGACCCGAGCUAUGUGAGGCAGUACAGAGGCUUGCACUGGCAGCUUCUGCAGCGGCAUUCACCACGGCGGGAAACAUCAAGCCUACCGUGUGCAGGGUGGUCAUCUACCUCCAGAGGGACAUGUCAGGAGAGAGCUGCCUGCACCCGCUACGGCCUCAGGCCGACCCAAUCCUCACCAUCUCUUCAACACAGUGUCCCAAGAUUAAGAGUUGUAGCCAGCGUGGAACGGCAGGAAGCAAAUACGUCCGCCUUAACAUAGGAGGAACGCUCUACUAUUCCACUGUGCAAGUGCUUACGCGGCAGGACACAUUGCUUAAGUCCAUGUUUAGCGGCAAGAUGGAGGUCUUCACCGACAAGGAAGGUUGGAUUUUGAUAGACCGCUGUGGGAAACACUUCGGUUUGAUUCUCAGCUACUUGCGUGAUGGAAGUGUAACUUUGCCGAAGAGCAGGCAGGGUGUCAUGGAGGUCUUCACUGAGGCAAAGUAUUAUCAGAUCCAGGGACUGGUGGACUUGUGUCAACGUGCGCUACAGGACAAUAUGCAGAAAGCUCUGUGCGUUAUCCCCAUCAUCACCUCCCAGAAGGAAGAGGAGAAAUUGAUCCAGGGCUGUACGAGGCCUGCAGUCAAGCUACUCUACAAUCGAGGCAAUAACAAAUAUUCCUACACCAGCAACUCGGAUGACAACUUGCUCAAGAACAUCGAACUGUUCGAGAAGCUGUCCCUGAGCUACAACGGACGCGUGCUGUUCAUUAAGGACGUCAUCGGCGAUGAGAUCUGUUGCUGGUCCUUCUACGGGCAGGGUCGCAAAUUAGCCGAAGUUUGCUGCACAUCCAUUGUCUAUGCUACUGAGAAAAAGCAGACCAAGGUGGAGUUUCCCGAGGCUCGUAUCUACGAAGAGACACUAAACGCUCUGCUUUACGAGACACUCCCGGUUCCUGACAACUCUCUCCUGGAGGCCACGCGCAGACGAGCUCACUGCUGCUCACACAGCGAGGAAGACGAGAGCGUGGAGCUGAGAGAGCGAGUACGGCGCAUACACGUUAAGAGAUACAGCACCUACGACGACAGACCACUGGGACAUUAGCUGAGAACCAAGAGUCUUCACUAAAGGGCGAAAGCUUGCACAAUCUACUGAGAUCUCACGUACACACGGUUAGGACACUUUGUUGAGUGUGAGGAAGAAUGAUAACACUAUAUUCACUCUGUGAGCAAUGAAUGAUCAGACUGGGGUGGCAUGUUAGUCCAUUUCAUUCAGAUACUGAUGAAAAGAUCAUCUUGACUGGUACUUGUACUUAUUUUCGGGGGGAGAUGCACACUUGCCAGAUUUCUGGUGACGUAUACUUAAGUGUACUGAACAGCAUGAAAGUGUGAGCUUUCGCCCACUGGAAAUUCUGUGAGAAAUAUAACACUACAGGCAACUCUCUUCUUGACAAUAUUUAACCACUGUUUUAACUCGGCCAUAGCACAGUGAUGAAUCCUGACAAUCUGACCAGAUAACUGUCAGAUUUCUUCUGGUCAGCUGUGUAGUGAAAAAAGGACCAGCACCUUUGUAGAAUGAUAGCUGGUUUUUUUUUCUUCUUCUUUUCUCUCUCUCUCUUUUUUUUUUAACUCCUUUAUUUGCUUUUGGGGUGUGUGGUGUUUCCUUUUUCUUUUUCUUUUUCAUUAAAGAAAGCUCUGUAUAGACACUAGAAUUGCAAUGACUGAUAUACCACUUCUCGAACAACCAGCAUUGUUUUUUUUUAAAACCCUAAUCCAAUAAUGUGAACACAACUAGCAAGGCUUGCUGGUGUUUUAAAAAAUUUUAUUUAUUUAUCUCACAAUUGUAAUACUGGCAAUUUUUUUCAAAGUGAAACUAAUUUAAUUUGCAAACUAAUUUAGAAAACAAAAAAAUUGCUGCACCUUGAGUCUUUUUCUCUCCAUUGAUAUUUUAGGAUGCCUUAAUGCCACUCAUGUCUUCCUGUGUAUUAAAGUAAUCGGAAGUGAGCGUAAGGCCAAAAUACUUUCUGAUUUGAAACGUAAUCAUGUAAUGUUGGACUUGGUGAAAAAUGUGCUUUUAAAGUUCAAUAAUUAUAUAUUUGUGAUUCUUGAUAAAAGAUGUAUUUUGUUAAAUCUUAUCAAGCCUUUCAUACGCUUCAUA